AUGGCCCAGGCCCUGCUCCCCGCGCGCUGCCUGCGGUGCUGCCGGACCCUGCUCCAGCCCCGGCCCCCCCCCGCGCCCCCCGCCCCCUCCCGCGGGCUGUCCGGGCCCCGGGGGUCGUCGUCGUCGGGGGGGGGGGGCUCAGCCCCGCUGCCGCUGUGGCAGCGCGUGGCGGUGGUGGCGGCGGCGGGCGGCGCGGCGGCGGGCGGCUGGCUGCACCUGCGGGCGCGGCGGGAGCGGGAGCGGCGGCAGCGGCGGGCGCGGGAGCUGCGGGCGCUGGCGCUGGGCCAGGGCGACUUCGAGCUGGUGGACCACACCGGGCGGCCGCGGCGCAAGGCCGACUUCCGCGGGCAGUGGGUGCUGCUCUACUUCGGCUUCACGCACUGCCCCGACGUCUGCCCCGACGAGCUGGAGAAGCUGAGCCGGGCGGUGGAGCUGCUGGACCGCGAGGCGGCCCUGCCCCGCGUGCAGCCGCUCUUCAUCACCGUGGACCCCGAGCGCGACGACGUGGCGGCCGUGGCGCGCUACGUGCGGGACUUCCACCCCCGGCUGCUGGGGCUGACGGGCAGCCCCGAGCAGGUGCGGGCGGCGGGCAGCGCCUACCGCGUCUACUCCAGCGCCGGCCCCAAGGACGAGGACGGCGACUACAUCGUGGACCACACGGUCAUCAUCUACCUGCUGGGCCCCGACGGGCUCUUCCUGGACUACUACGGCCGCGGCAAGAGCGACGCCAAGAUCGCCGAGAGUGUGCGCCGCCACAUGGAGACCUACGAGCCGCUCCCCGCCUGAGCGCCGACGGGGAGGGGGCGGCGAGCAGCCCCCCCGGCACCGACACCGCCGUGGGACCCCACAGCCCCACCGGGACGGGGGGCAGCGGCCCCAGGACUCGACCCUCCCCAGCCCCACGGGGCCGCGCUGCUGGAGCCUGGCUGCUUUUGGGGACGCUCUGUGGAUGUCACAACAAGGCAG
This is a messenger RNA of Cygnus atratus (black swan), 966 nucleotides long. It is a transcript of the gene SCO2, whose product is annotated as protein SCO2 homolog, mitochondrial. Lineage: Eukaryota; Metazoa; Chordata; Aves; Anseriformes; Anatidae. The transcript has a single exon. Bases 1 to 786 code for a protein of 261 amino acids. Gene Ontology annotation, biological process: mitochondrial respiratory chain complex IV assembly. The record is from RefSeq and is a predicted model, not a curated record.